This is a messenger RNA of Plenodomus lingam JN3, 573 nucleotides long. RefSeq lists its product as uncharacterized. Gene Ontology annotation, biological process: regulation of actin filament polymerization; Arp2/3 complex-mediated actin nucleation. The record is from RefSeq and is a predicted model, not a curated record. Gene Ontology annotation, molecular function: actin filament binding. Lineage: Eukaryota; Fungi; Ascomycota; Dothideomycetes; Pleosporales; Leptosphaeriaceae. Gene Ontology annotation, cellular component: Arp2/3 protein complex; cytoskeleton.
AUGCCUGCCUACCAUUCCGUCUUCCUCGAUGAGCCCAACCAGCAGCUCAUUGGAAACUUCGCACUCCUUCCUCUUCGCACACGAACACGUGGCCCGGCCAUCCAAUUACCUGCCCUCCCCGCCGAUGUCACAGAGCUCACCAUUGAUGCCUCACACGAGUCGUACGAUCCACUGGAUGAAAUAAUCGCUCUCUUCCGCGCCAACACAUUCUUCCGCAACUUCGAAAUCAAGGGUCCUGCAGAUAGGGUGCUGAUUUAUGGCAUCUUGUACGUGAGUGAGGUAUUGAGCAAGAUCAAGCCGAGUAUGGGACGGCGGGAGGCUGAGAAGGCUGUCAUGAAUCUCGCGCUCGACACCAACUUUGCGAUCCCAGGCGAUGCUGGAUUUCCACUAAACCAAGCUUUUGAGCCGCCGCCGGAUAGGAACCAGGCGGAAGUGCUGCGACAGUACAUUAUGCAGAUGAGACAAGAGCUGGCAACAAGAUUACUGAACAGGGUAUAUGCAGAUGAAACCAACACACCCAGCAAGUGGUGGCUGAGCUACACAAAGAGGAAGUUCAUGGGCAAAGCAUUGUAG